UUGAAAGAAUGGACAAUGAUUGAACUUCAAGGAUCACUUGAAUCUUCUAGUGAAUUGUCAGGACAAACGAUCGGCAUCUUAACAUGGGAAAUUGAUAAGGCUUAUUUUCUUAUUGGACACCAUAUUCUUGAAGGAAAACUUACGAAACUCGAGAAACCAUUUAUUGUUUUAUCAAAGAAUGAACAAACUUAUUGCAAUAAUAUUACUGCAAUUAUAAGGAAAAAAAUUUUAUUCAGAAUGCGUCCAAAACCAGUGGUUUUACUACAACAGUAA
This is a messenger RNA of Dracunculus medinensis (Guinea worm), 273 nucleotides long. NCBI's taxonomy places the organism in Eukaryota, Metazoa, Nematoda, Chromadorea, Rhabditida, Dracunculidae. The record is from the annotation of a GenBank genome assembly.